UUCUGGCAGAUCAUUUAAAUGUAAUUAUGUCAAUUAAGUUAUGGGGGCUGACAUUACGGGAGGUUGCACUGCAUAUAUACUAUGCCCCGCAUUAGCACAUUAACUUCACUUCCACGCUAUGCAGGUACAUACAGAGUAUGUACGAUUAUAAAUAAUCGGCACUACUUAAUUUUACUCCCCCUUAAACGCAGAGCCCAGCAUUUGUCACAGUUGUCUUUCUGGCGCCCAGGUUCGCCCAUCGAAGUUCAAGUCAACCUAGAACUCUCGAAGGAUUCAACAUCCUCAACUUUAUCACCUAAAUUCAUCUUCCAUCCAUCACAAAUCAUCAUGAAUCCUACAGUGGUAAUUGCUCCUGGCGCAUGGCCAUUACUUGAAUUCUUUCAACCCCUCAUGCAAGCCUUGGAAUCUCGUCACUACCCUGCCGUUUGCAAGAUCCCAUCCUCCUAUCCGACAGAAACCGAGACGUUGCAACCAAUGAACCCCGACUGCAAGCAUCUUUGUAAAGAAGUCUUGAAGCCUCUAGUGUAUGAAGGAAAAGAUGUUGUUCUUCUCAUGCACUCAUAUGGUGGUGUCUAGUAAGCUUGAUCGGUUCAUUCAACUUUUUGUUCUUAAUAUCUGAUUUUGUUCCCCAGUCUCAAGAACAAUUAAUUGUUUCCGCACAAAUACCCAUUUUUGCACCAACUCGUCUUUUUCCUCAGUGAACUCCGAAAUAUUCUCUUGUUAGAUAAUGUUGACUCCUCGACCUUGCAGUGGUGGCUCGGCAGUUGAAGGUUUGAGUAAGACAGAACGAGCUGCCAGUGGUAAAGCUGGUGGCAUUAUCGCCUUUAUUUUCUGCGCCGCCUUUACAGCUCCUAACGGAAUGACGCCAAUUCAGGUCAUGGGUAUUGAUCCUGAGGAACUACCGGAUUGGAUUCAUCAUGAUGUAGGUCACAUGUCACUUCUUGCCGCUUUCUCUUGUACCAUCCAUUCUCAGCACUAGCCACCUAAGAAUUAUAUUUCCUUUCCAUAGCAGUCAAUAUGUCUGGUAUACUUGUACUGACAGCUCAACUCUAAAACAGAAAGAAACCGGCCUAGUCAACCUUACCAAAGCCUGAGAAAUGCUGUUCCACGAUCUCCCAGACGAUGAAGCCGAGAGACUAGCCAACCUUCUGCCAAAGCAGCCCUAUACUUCCUUCGCGACGCCAGUAUUGUACGAUCCUUACAGUGAUCCAUUAUACAAGGGCAGAUUAGGAUAAAUUUUCACGGAGGCUGGCCGUAUGCUUCCGUUGGCUGCACAGGAAAUAUAUGCUAAACAGGCUAGAGCAACGGAGACUUUUGUCUUAAAAGGCUAGAGCCAUUCUCCUCAUUUGAAGAGGGCGGGUGACUUGGCGGAUGCUACUAUUGAGAUGGUCAAGAGAAUUAUGCAAAUAUAGCGGAGACUUCCAUAGUGGACAGUUUCUGAGGAUCUGGUUUUGCUUUAGUGAGUUUAGUUACUUGGGGUUGAUCACUACGUUGCCUCGUGCAGUGAUAAUCCAGAAUUUAAUAUUCGCCCUUUUUCUGUAUUUCGAAGUUAUUACCACUAGAUAUGAUUA
Molecule: messenger RNA, 1571 nt
Organism: Sclerotinia trifoliorum
Lineage: Eukaryota; Fungi; Ascomycota; Leotiomycetes; Helotiales; Sclerotiniaceae
Source: the annotation of a GenBank genome assembly